Molecule: messenger RNA, 2867 nt
Organism: Spodoptera litura
Lineage: Eukaryota; Metazoa; Arthropoda; Insecta; Lepidoptera; Noctuidae
Molecular function (GO): protein binding
Source: RefSeq, a predicted model, not a curated record
AUGAUACCAGAGUCACUAACAGAUUGGGAGAGAGGCGUAACAGACGUCCAGGUGCCACCAGUAGCCGGGGCGUUAAACCGCAAAUGGAGCGCGCGGACAGCUGCGCACGCGCAAGACACUGCCACCGACCAAUCAGCGCCGGUCAACAACAGUACUGAUGCUUGCAAGCUGCUUAUUUACAUUGGCGAUGCCAAAACUCCGAUGUGGCGUCUGAACCUCUGCGGAGGUAACGCUGCAGCGGUGGCAGCGAGGGCUGGUACCAAGCUGCUGCCCUCCAAAUUGAGGAUCGUGUGGAACCCCCCUACCUCCCCUUACCAACACACCGAGAAGUUGCGGCUGGUGGUCACUGCUGUUAAUAGUGGUUCCAUUUGCAACAACGAUUCCCAAUUCAUAUGCGGUGUGACCAGCCUCUGUAUAUCCUCAUACCUCGUCUGUGAUGGAGUCAGGCACUGCCCCGGCGGAGAGGAUGAAGACCCAUCAGCCUGCUCACAUAGACAUGAUCCUCCACUCCUCGAACUCCUCAGAAGAUUUGCUGCAAGAAACCAGGAGUUGUUGGGGUUGGACCAGCCUGAUGGAAUGACGAAACCUUCUGUUAUAAUGAAGAUCAGUGAGAGUGAGAAGCCGUCGAACGCUUUCAUGGAGUUCGCAGCUGCACUGAAGCCGUACGGACCUUGGAGCUACCUGGUGGUCGGCAUGUUGGUCUGUGCUACUAUACUCAUGUUCUGCCUGGCUUGGGAGUGUUGCUGCAAGCGCUCCAAGCCGUCAGACACGCCAGUCAACAUACCGCCAUCUUGUAUCGAUCUCUCGCCAACUGUCACAGUGACAGCCGCAUCACAGCAACUCUUCACCCAACCCCUUCCUCCAUCACCCCCUGAAUACGAACCACCCCCAUCCUAUUCCUCGUUAUUCCCUCGAGCCUUCAAAUCAUCCCCUACGCCAGUACCGCACUGCUCACACCAAGAACCUCCGGAUUGAAUUCACAAACUCAGUUCUAGUAGCUCUUAAGUAGAUUAUUACAAUUCUCUAGUAUUAAGAAUAGUGGUGAAAAGACAGUGUUUGACACAGAAAUGUAAUUUAAAUUAAGCAAAAAUGUUAUUGGUUUGCUGAGGGACUGAUGAAUUGUGAUUGGUUGUGAAAAUAGAACUGUUUUGAAAAUAACCGUUGCCUUUCUAGCAUUAUGGGUUUUUUGAUAAAAUUCUUUUGCAUAGUUACCAGUUUCAGUUGCCAUUUGAUUCAGAUCUUACGUCGGUCUCCCUAGAUCGGUGCCAGAAAGAUACCUAGGCACUUCCAAUCAUCAUUUACCAGUCUUUCUAAAGCAAGUGAUCUAAGCAACCAAGAAAAUUGGACUGACUUGGUUGUCGUACCUACUAAAAACAAUGACCUACCAAUACCUACCAUUCAUACAAACUUGAUUACAACAUGACGUAUUAUCAUAAAAAUGAUGACUCAUAUAUACAGCUUUACUUUUUUUAAAUCUACAUUGAAUUUUAACAAGAUUUAUUUACAAUCAAUCAAUUUGUAUAUCUAUUACUACAAACGUAAAGCCUUGUUCGCCCUGCUCUAGUAUUUUAGUCGAGCAGCGAGUGUUUAGUAUAUCCCUCUCGCUUCUGUCCCAAAAUCGAAGCGAGAGAGUUGCUAAAUACUCGCUACUUAACUAAAAUACUGCGAACAAGGCAUAAGAGACAACAGGCAUAGAACAUAGAGUUCAAAAUUGAAUAUAAACCUAAACCGUAAACAAGGCUUGUUAAAAUGUUCUUUAUGUGAUUUUAUGUGGAGUGUACACAACUACCAAUGAAUAAACACAUUUGGAAUUAUAGGUUGACGCAUUUCUAUAGGUUUUAUGAGUAACGAGAUCGUUCCUUAGCAGUCAAUAAUUCCAAAUGUAACUCUUUAUACUCAGUAAAUAAAGGUCAAUUUGGCAUGUAAUUAAUUUAUAGUCAUAACCUAUUUGCCUGUUUAAAGCUAACAGGAUAACUAAUUGUUUCUAACAAACAGUGAAGAAGCUCUUGAGAAUGAUUACAAACAACAUUUCAAAGAAAAUAUUCAUUAUAGACUUUCUAUUUGACGAGUGAGGAAUGAAAUAGACAAAAAACGUUAGGGACGUCUUUUCUUUGAAAUUUGAGUUCGAAUAUUUUCGAGGUGUUUGAAUUUAGAACUACGAUUGACACUUUCUCUUUCUUUCUGUCUAACUAAAACUUGUCUAUUACCUGUGCGUUGAGCGUACUACGUAACCUAGGUCCUAGUAAAUUAUUUGGGACAAAGUAAAUACGGUGUGAAUUAAUUUAUGACUAGUCUAAAAAAUUAAAUACACAAAAUUGACCUUCUGUUUACUAAAAAUCUUAAAAUCAUAGGUUUAAUCAAUGGGUUUAAUACCAAUGAACAGACACUAUCAUAGGAUAUUAAUAGAUAUUUUAUAAUUUCAAUUUUAUUAAUGUGUUAAAAGUACAGACGGUAGCUAAGACAAAAGCCAUGUAGUUACAAGUACAAUAGGUUAUUAUUGCGUAUUUUAAUAUAUUUUUCACGUUAUUACACAUAAGGUUGGCAUUAUAUUAAUAUUACUACAUUAUUGUUAUUAAAAUCUAAUAGUUUUGGGACCAAAUACCUUUAUGAGAUUUACUCAUUAACUUCACAAGUUAAGAAAAAGAAAUGUGGUGCACCUGAAUAAAAGUGCCUUGGAGUAUCUGUAUACAUUUAUAAAAAAAAAAAACUUUUGUGUAUUUGAAAAAUUGGCGGGAAUGAUGACAUUUGCGCAGUGUGCAAUUUUUUUAUCUGUGUUACUGUUAUUUUAUUCAUAAAAGCAGUAGUAUUAUGUAUUUUGUGAAAUGAUAGAUUGUGUUUAACACGACUUAAUAAAUUGGUAAACAGUU